Messenger RNA from Anolis carolinensis (green anole), 725 nucleotides. Its product is annotated as general transcription factor II-I repeat domain-containing protein 1-like. The transcript is spliced from 3 exons. NCBI's taxonomy places the organism in Eukaryota, Metazoa, Chordata, Lepidosauria, Squamata, Anolidae. The record is from RefSeq and is a predicted model, not a curated record. The coding region runs from base 142 to 372 and encodes 76 amino acids.
UAUGUUGUUUGAAUAUGAGGUCCAUGGAUGUGUCAGGGUUGGCGACGGAAGGGACGGGUUGUGUGAUGGACCUGCCGGGACUUGGGGGCGGGGCAAGGGGCGUGGCCUGGCGCGUGAGAACCGGGGAAGGGAACAGCCAAGAUGGCGGCCGGGAAAGUGAGUGACGGCACGGUCCCCAAGCGGAAGCGGAAGCGCAUCUCCGAAGGGAACUCCGUCUCGUCCUCCUCGUCAUCCUCCUCCUCUUCCCACCUGGAGACCACGUCAAACAACAACCAGUUUUCCCUGAUGCAGUGGCCCAUGUACAUGCUGGACUACGGCGGCCUCAAUGUUCCGCUUCCGGGAGCCAUGAAUUCUUCGGACCUCAGUUUCUGAACCAGAACCUCCGAACAAAACAAAACAAAAGAAAUAAUGAACGGUGUGUAAUUUUCGUUUGUACAAAUUGUAUAUUAUUCCAAUAUGUAUUGAUGCCUUUUAGUUUUUCCAAUGAUUUUUACACUAUAUUCCUGCCGCCAGGGCCUUUUUAAGUAAAAAAAGAAUAAGAAGGGUUGCCUUGCUCUGAAAAAUCAAACCGUUUCCUGUUUUUUUUUUAAUCUUGAAACGAACAAAUACCGUUUUGUAAUAAACAAAAAUACAAAACAAGAGCCGGGCGAGCGAGCAAGGCUCAGUCGUAAAUGCUCUUUUUUAAUUGAAUUAUUAUUAAUAAUAAUAAAAGUGCUUUACAGUGA